This is a messenger RNA of Microcebus murinus (gray mouse lemur), 567 nucleotides long. It is a transcript of the gene TXN, whose product is annotated as thioredoxin. NCBI's taxonomy places the organism in Eukaryota, Metazoa, Chordata, Mammalia, Primates, Cheirogaleidae. Gene Ontology annotation, molecular function: protein-disulfide reductase activity. The record is from RefSeq and is a predicted model, not a curated record.
AAAGGGAAGGCGGGCUACGCGCUCUCCCCCAAACUCCGUCCGGCGCCUCGCAUCCGUGUCCAUCGGUUCUUACCGUCUCUCGUGAGCCCCCCACAGUGAAGAUGGUGAAGCAGAUCGAGAGCAAGUCUGCUUUUCAGGAAGCCUUGGAUGCUGCUGGAGAUAAACUUGUAGUAGUCGACUUCUCAGCCACGUGGUGUGGGCCUUGCAAAAUGAUCAAGCCUUUCUUUCAUAACCUCUCUGAAAAGUAUUCCCAUGUGGUGUUCCUUGAAGUAGACGUGGAUGACUGUCAGGAUGUUGCUUCAGAGUGUGAAGUCAAAUGCAUGCCAACGUUCCAGUUUUUUAAAAAGGGACAAAAGGUGGGUGAAUUUUCUGGAGCUAAUAAGGAAAAGCUUGAAGCCACCAUUAAUGAAUUACUCUAAUCAUGUUUUCUGAAAACAUAAAUGGCCAUUGGCUAUUUAAAACUUGUAAUUUUUUUUAUUUGCAAAAAUUAUGAAGUAUGGAGACUAUAUACCCAACUGCCAUCUGAUUAUAAAUGAUAAUAAAAUAUUAAUUCUACCCUUUUUAAUA